AUGGAGAGCUCCCAGGACGGGCAGAAGUGCCGGGGAUCGUGCAUCGUGAGGGCCUGCCCCGGCUUCGAGGGGGCCACGUGGCGGAAGUGCCACAAGCUCGGGGGGCGCUCUCCUAGGCGUGCUCCUCCGCGGAGCCUACCCCCAGGUGGACGGGCCCCCCCGACGUCAGCUGGAGAGAGCGCUGUGCCGAGCCCUGCGCAGGUUUCCUCCCGGGUUGGGAAGGCUCGUCCUCUCGCCCCCUCUUCUGCCCCGUUGCUUUCUUCUUGCCGGGGGCCUGCUUGGAGGGGGACUGAGCCUAAGAGCCCUCCUUCUGGGGGACCGAGCUGCCCCCAGGAGUCGCAGAGGCCUCAGGUAUCUCGGUCGGCAGGGGAGAACGCCACCCCUCCGGGGGACCCGGAAAGCUUCCCCAACAGCCCGGCCGCGGAAAUCUGCUCGGUGGGGAACUUGGCUGCGUACAGCUUCACCGCAGAGCCCAGCAGCUGGCCAAAAGCCUCAGGGUCCAGUUUUUUACGGAAGAGGGGACCCCGUGUAGAAGGUCCUGGGUGCCCUUCCCGCCGCGAUUGCUGGGGGACGGCGGCAGAAGUAGUACCACCCAGGGAGAGAGGCCUUGAGGGCGUAGGUAGCACAGAAGAGAGAGAGAGAAUAGGGGAUGGAGCAGAUCUGGCAGUAGAUCAAGAAUCCGAUGAUGAUCCUGAUCGAGUUAGGGUGGACCUAGGUGAUCCUGAGCUCUCAGAAGCUCAGGAUCUCGGCCAGGGUCGGAGGAAUGGGGAGUCGGAGCCCCGCGACCAGUUGCUCUUUGUAAAAGGCUACAAAACCUGGGGGAGGUCGGUAUGCUCGAUCGGUGGGCUCGGCAACUCGCGGCUCGUAGGCCGGGGGAAUGGAGAAUGA
Coffea arabica (coffee) is the source of this 888-nucleotide messenger RNA. The record is from RefSeq and is a predicted model, not a curated record. NCBI's taxonomy places the organism in Eukaryota, Viridiplantae, Streptophyta, Magnoliopsida, Gentianales, Rubiaceae.